AUGAAUUGUAGGCUAUUAAAAAUUGUUAGCCCUUUAUUGGGUAUAGUCAGAUCAAAAGGUUAUAAAGCUCCUGGUGGAAUACGUUAUCCAGGAGGCAUAGUUUAUUACCCUAGAUAUCCAGAUCACAAAGAUCCUGAGUACACGCCAUCAAAAUUGUUUAGAGUAGAAAGGAUCAAAGCCUCUAAAGGUUAUCCUUAUUGGCAGAAAAAUUUAUUAAAGGAACUUAAUAUUUUAGAACGAUGUGGUACAAAAGUGGCAAUAGUCAAAAAUAUUCCCGAAAACAAUACAAGGUUAUGGAAAAUUAAGCAUUUAAUCAAAGUAACUCCCAUAGUGUUCCCUUUUGGAGAACCUACUAAAGAAGACAUAAAUUACACAGUAUUGAAAGAGAAUGGUCAAUGUAUUGUAACAAAGAAAUUGGAGCCUAAACAAGAACAAAUUGAAGCUUUCGAACAUUUUAAUAAAGAUGUCAAGAAAAUGGAUUCUGAAACCAUUAAGAAAGACAGUAGAUAUAAAUGGAAUAAUGCAUUUACUGGUGGUUUUUAA
This is a messenger RNA of Arctia plantaginis, 543 nucleotides long. Lineage: Eukaryota; Metazoa; Arthropoda; Insecta; Lepidoptera; Erebidae. The record is from the annotation of a GenBank genome assembly.